CUAGCUAGUGGAUUGCUGAAGACAGACAACCUUCUUGGAAUAUUUACAGUUGAUAAAAGGGCUUCGAACCAAGGCAGCCUUGGCAAAUUGUAUCUUGGACUGGGCCAGCUAGCUAGCUACCAUUACUGUAUGCGGAUGCUAUCUAGAGAUCUAUCUAGUGAGAUUCGCUUGGCAACUGAUCGAUAAACUGCACACGAAGCGAAGAACGGAGUGCCAAAGAUGAGGAGACAACAAAGGAAAGGAGAGGGCAAGGGACCUGGCUUAGUUGGGUUCCUUUGGACCUCUCUACAGCUCUUGAUGGCUUAUAUUUUCCUGAGUGUCGUCAUCGGCAUCAAGAUCCGAGAUCCAGAUCCGAGCCUUCGAGGUUUGCAAUUUGCAGUCUUUCAGGCUCCUCAAGGCACAUCAAACGCCAUGAUGUCUUCCUGUCGGAACCUCGUUCUGAUACUAUUCGUAUCAACGCCAAUUGCCUCUGGGUUUUCUAGCCCAGGCGCCUCUUCGGUUUCGUUGCAGUCUCCUUCAGAGCUGAUCAGCAGAAGCGCUGGAUUUGGCUUGGCUGCAAGUGCCAAUGGUGACCAGGAUCCGAUCAAUCAAGACAGCACUACCCGACGAGAUUUUGCAACCCGGAUAACUUUUGCUGCUGCCCUUGCAACUAGUGUUUCUUUACCACAAUUUUCUUUGGCCGCCGAUGAUGCUACCGCAACAAACAAACCAUCCACUGGCCCUGUCACUGUCAUUGGCGCCAAUGGCCGAACGGGAUACGAAUGCGUCAAGGCGUUACAGGCACGAUCAGUCUCAGUAAGAGCUUGCACUCGAACAGGCGAAUACCGCGAUGGAGACAGUGUCAAGGGAGUUGUAUCCUUGGCUUGUGAUGUCACUGAUCCUUCCACUAUUGCUCCCGCCGUCAAGGGUGCUAGUGCUGUCAUCUUUGCUGCAUCCGCGUCGAAAGAAGGCGGAGCCCCUUCAUCAGUCGACAACGCUGGACUCGUCUCGGUAGCCAAGGCAUGCAUUGAUGCACAAGUCAAGCAGCUUGUUAUUGUUUCCUCUGGAGCAGUCUCCAAGCCUAGUUCCCCCACCUUUCAAUUCCUCAAUCUAUUUGGAAAGAUUAUGGAAGAAAAGAUCAAAGGCGAAGAUGCUGUCCGGGCACUUUAUGCAGUAGGAACACCUGCUGAACAAGCAGGGUUGUCCUAUACAGUUGUCCGUCCUGGUGGACUGACCGAAGAGCCGUCCUUGGGAUCCGUGGCACUUCUUGAGCUGAACCAAGGUGACACCAAAAGUGGCAGGAUCGCCCGAGCCGAUGUGGCCAACAUUUGUGUGGAAGCCUUGUACUACCCCGAACUGGCCGGACGAACAACGUUUGAAUGCUACAAUGCGGACACGGCGGCCCCAUUGGCAAGUGUUGGCAUUAGCAACAUUUUCAAACAAAAAACUGCAGAAGACAUCUUUGUCAGUGGUCGAGAGUGCCGAGGAGGUAAUUGGAAAGAACUAUUCAGCGGAUUGGAAAAGGAUUAAAGGCAGGACACGAAUAAGCAGGAAAGCUACUGCUGUUCCGCCGACACAGAUAGAUGGACACCCCCCAAGACACGUUCAAAUUGAAAACAAAGAAUUGCUUUUUAAAAAUGGUGACUUUCGAUUCUACCGGUUCUUGGAUUUGCUUCUUUAUCCCGUCGUUCCCAUAGUCUAUGCUGUUGAGACCUGUCCGGUUCCCGCGAUCUAAACCCCCAAACGGAGAAAAGUAGUAUGCAAUAGUUUUGAGGUUGUUUCGUCUUGUACUGAGCACAGAAAGUUCAACUCUCCC
Molecule: messenger RNA, 1795 nt
Organism: Seminavis robusta
Lineage: Eukaryota; Bacillariophyta; Bacillariophyceae; Naviculales; Naviculaceae
Source: the annotation of a GenBank genome assembly